Molecule: messenger RNA, 787 nt
Organism: Drosophila innubila
Lineage: Eukaryota; Metazoa; Arthropoda; Insecta; Diptera; Drosophilidae
Product: lactosylceramide 4-alpha-galactosyltransferase-like
Exons: 1
Coding region: 44-610 (188 amino acids)
Biological process (GO): glycosphingolipid biosynthetic process
Molecular function (GO): alpha-1,4-N-acetylgalactosaminyltransferase activity
Source: RefSeq, a predicted model, not a curated record
UUAAACUCUUGUCAUUCGAUCUCUCAGCUAUUUAAUCUCACACAUGUCCGAUCUUCUCCGGAUGCUUACCUUAUUUCGCUUUGGGGGCAUCUAUCUGGACAUGGAUGUGGUUCUCCUGCGCAGUUUGGAACAGGUGCCUUUUAACUAUGCAGGAGCUGAGUCAGAUACCCAUGUGGCCAUUGGGGUCGUCAGUCUGAGUCCCACUGGGUUUGGUCAUGAGUUUGCGGCAUCUUGCCUUCGUGACUUCCAACUAAAUUUUGAUGGCAGCGAUUGGGGCAACAAUGGACCUGGUGUCAUAACACGUGUGGCACAAAGGAUUUGUGAUACGAAAAACAUUACAAUGAUGCUGGAGGAUCGAAAACGUUGCCACGGCUUUAAAGUGUUCGAUCGCAAGGCAUUUUACGCGAUAAAGUCAAAUGAUUGGAGACAUUUCUUUGAGCCCGAAUUCCUUGAAGAGACACUGGAGCUGACAAGGGACUCGUAUUUGCUGCACGUGUGGAACAGGAAAUCGCAUCAGAUGCCCAUGAAGGUCGGCUCGGGCAGCGCCUAUGCCAGAUAUGCGAGGCUGCACUGUCCCAGAGCCUACAAGGCAGCUGGAGAAUAUUUUUAGCCAGGAAUCAAAGAAAUUGUUAAGGGAAUCCCACUAGAAAAAGUUGCAUUUUUAUGUGCAACUUUUACUAAAAUUUAUUUUUCUCAUACAUUUGAGGUGCUAGAUGAGUAAAAACCACUUUAAACAUUUUCUACACUCAGAAAAAUAUGCCAUACUAAAAUUAGGUACAACCGUACU